AUGCUCCAGGAAACGAUCGACGAGGAGCUGUCGAUGGAGAUGACGGAGGCGCUGCCGUGCGCACCACCACCGGGACGAUCCCGCCACCAAUCAGACCCACUUUAUGACUAUCGUAGUGAGCACCUGGCGUUGCAGGCGCGGCUGGCGGAGAUAUGGGGGCCGGAGGCCCCGUACACGCCUGUGCCGGAGGAGACGUCAUCGUGGUUCAAGCGGUACUCCUACGGGUGGGUGUACGAGACGGUGGUGCUUGCGUCAAAGGAGAAGCUGACGCACGAAGCGCUUCCCCCGCCAACGCGGGAUGUGCGCGCGCACGAGUGCGGGCUGCGGCUGUCGCGUGCUGUGCAGGCUGCGAUGUACGAGCGAAACGCGUGGAACUGCAUGGUUGGGACGGAGGUCGUGAGCACGCUGGACGCUUCGAGUCGCGGCGUUCUGCGGUGGGUUGGGGUGCCGCAGCAGGGCGGGUACACGCGGAUGAUGGCUGGCGUGGAGUGGAGCGUGCCGCCGGCUCUGCGCACCGCUGCGAGGUCCGACGACAGCGGAGCGUCGCCGUUCUUCGACGGCGUUGCGCACGGUGAGCACCUGUUCACGCCUGAGCAGAGUGGCAUGUCGACACUUGAGGAGACUACGACGCUGAGGCUGGACCUGACGAGCCGCGGCGGCGUGGUGGAGAUUCCAACCCCGAAGCGCUUGCCUCUUACACGCCUCCUGGCGUUUAAAUUGCCCUACUACCUGUGGAUGCAAGUGCCGUUUCUGCUUGUCAGCAACAUCUGCGUCAUCACGCUGCCCAGCAUCCUGCAGGCGUUCGUCGCCUUCUUGGAUGAUGACCCAGGCACGCAGACCUGGGGUCGCGGCCUUGGCCUUGUAGCGGGAAUAUUCCUCGUGCAGGCAAUGCAGAGUGUGUGCAAUCAGCGCUUCAACUACAUUUCUUUCCGCUGCGGCCUGCAGUACCGCUCCGCGCUGAACUCGCUGAUCUUCGAGAAGUGCAUGAUCAUCUCCAGCAAGUCGCUCGCACAGCCGGAUAUGAACGCGGGUCGCGUCAUCAACAUGAUGAGCACCGAUGUGGAGCGGGUGUACUUUUUUAUGCUGUUCUGCAUGUUUUUGUGGAGCAGUCCGGUUGUGCUUCUUCUCGCCAUUGUGCAGCUUUGGCGGUUGGUUGGCUGGUGCGCCAUCAUAGCCGUCGCCUCCUUCCUCGCCACCAUCCCGCUGAAUGCCUUCUUCAUGGGCAUCCAGAUGCGGGCACGCCGGGACAUCGCGAAGGCUGCCGACGCUCGAGUCAAGGCAACAAGCGAGUUCUUUUCCGGCAUCCGCGUCGCCAAGUUUAUGACGUGGGAGCCUUGCUUCGUCGCGAACAUCGAGGAGAAGCGUGCGGUGGAGUUGUUCUUUCUCAAUAAGAUUCAGAACGCGCGCGUGGCCACGUCGUUCGUGAACAAUGCCACACCCAUGCUGAUGAUUGCCCUCGUCUUCACCGUGUACUACUGCACCGGCCACGAGCUGAGCACCACUGUUGUCUUCCCCACCAUUGCGCUGCUCGGCGUCCUCCGCCAACCGUUUCAGCAAAUUCCGUGGGUGUUCACGAUAGCGGUGCAGUUCCUCAUUUCGAUUGGCCGCAUCCGAAGGUUCCUCGAGUGCGACGACGCCACUUGCUCCACUGUGCAGGACAUGGAGGAGUACUGGAGGGAGCAGCGCGAGCACAGCGCUGCGUGCCAGCUUGCCGCUGUGCUGGAGAAGGUCGACGUGACUGCGUUUGUGCCCGUGAAACUGCCGUUUGCGCCGAAGGUGAAGACGUCUCUGCUUUCUCGGGCUCUGCGGAUGCUGUGCUGCGAGCAGUGCAAACCCACGAAGAGGCACCCGCCUCCAUCGGUUGUCGUCGAGAAUACAGGCUACGUCUCCCCGGCAAGCGCGUCUCGCCACAUCGUGGAGGGCUGCAGCGGCACCGUGCACACAGCAACACCGACGUCUACAAGAAGCGCAAAGGCGCCUCAGAUGAAGACGGAUGAAUUCUUCGAGCUGGAGCCGAAGGUGCUGCUGCGCGACGUGUCUGUGAGUGUCCUGCGCGGGAAGCUGACGGUUGUGCUUGGCGCGACCGGGAGCGGGAAGUCGACGCUGCUGCAGUCGCUGCUGUCGCAGUUCGAGAUCAGCGAGGGCCGCGUGUGGGCGGAGCGGAGCAUCGCCUACGUGCCGCAGCAGGCGUGGAUCAUGAACGCGACGGUGCGCAGCAACAUCCUGUUCUUCGACGAGGAGGACGCCGCGCGGCUCGCGGAUGCCGUGCGCGUGAGCCAGCUGGAGGCGGACCUUGCGCAGCUUAGCGGGGGGCUGGAGACGGAGAUCGGGGAGAAGGGCGUGAACCUGAGCGGCGGGCAGAAGGCGCGCGUGAGCCUUGCGCGCGCCGUGUACGCGAACCGCGACGUGUACCUGCUGGACGACCCCCUGUCCGCGCUGGACGCGCACGUUGGCGAGCGCGUUGUGGAGGAGUGCUUCCUUGGCGCGCUUGCGGGCAAGACGCGCGUGCUUGCGACGCACCAGGUGCACAUUGUGCCGAGGGCAGACUACGUUGUGGCGCUGGGUGACGAGCGCGUCGAGUUCAGCGGAAGCAGCGCGGACUUUAUGCGGACAUCUAUCUACGCUGGAAUGGCUUCCGGCCUCACGGUGAACAAGGAAGAGGGGGAUGCGGAGAGUUCGGAGUCUGCACUUGAUGCAGAAGAGGAGGAGGCAGAGGUGAUGGUCGACAGGAGCGCCAGCAAAGGCGAGGGGCCGGACGAGGAGGACGAUGCGGCAGCCAGAGACCCCGCUGCCCGCUCCUUCGUCGUCGAGGAAGAGAAGGCGUCGGGCGGUGUUCCGUGGCGGACGUACCUGGCGUACUUUCGGUAUUGCGGCGGCGCGCACGUCGCGGCGACGAUUGUGCUGGUCUUCGCCGUUACAGAGCUGAUCACGGUCUCCAGCAGUGUGUGGCUGUCAAGGUGGACCACGAAGGAGGAAGGUGAAAGUAACGCUCUGUAUCUAACCGUGUACCUGCUCAUGGUCCUCGUUGGCGGUGCUGGAUAUCCUUUCCGCUUCGUCGUGUCGUACACCGCAAUGCGUCACGGUUGCAGCGCGCUGCAUCGCACCAUUCUGCGCUCGGUGACAGCAGGCACGAUCGAGUUUUUCGACCGCACUCCGCUAGGACGGCUGCUGAACCGCUUCUCGCGCGACAUCGACACCCUGGACAACGGCCUGCAGAUGUCAACCAUCUCCCUGUUGGAGUGUCUCUUCUCCAUCUCCGUUUCGAUGCUGGUCACCACCUACUCACAACCGUUUGUGCUCAUUGCGCUUGCGCCGUGCGGGUACCUGUACUACCGGCUCAUGGUGUUCUACAACUCCGCCAACCGCGAGAUCCGCCGGUACACGAGCGUGAUGAAGACACCCGUCUUUACUCAGCUGACGGAGCUUACGAACGGUCUCGCCACCAUCACGGCCUACGGUAAGGCAAAAAAGGUGAUGGCUGAAGCGCUGGAGAGAUUGGAUGUGGUCCACUCAUGCGGCAACUUGGAGAAUAACACUAAUCGGUGGCUCGCCGUACGCGUCGAGCUCCUCAGCAACAUCGUUGUCACGGCCAUCGCUUUUGUCGGCGUCAUCACAACAUGCCUUCGCUCGAACCGCAUUGAUAUUGGCCUCAUCUCCCUCUCCCUCACCAUGGCGAUGCAAACGACCGGCGAGCUCAACUGGCUGGUGCGCAUGGUAGCCACCAUGGAGGCGGACAUGAACAGCGUGGAGCGGCUGCAGUACUACAUUGACCACGUUCCCAAGGAGGCGAUGCCGGAGCUGGACGCGGAGGUGGACGCGCUGGAGAGGCGGACGGGAAUGGCGGCGGACGUGACGGGGACGGUUGUGAUCGAGCCUGCGAGCCCGACGGGCGCCGCGCCGCACAUCGUGCAGGCCGGGUCGCUUGUGUUCGAGGGUGUGCAGAUGCGGUACCGCGAGGGGCUGCCGCUUGUGCUGCGCGGCGUGAGCUUCCGGAUCGCGCCGCGCGAGAAGGUCGGCAUUGUUGGGCGGACGGGGAGCGGGAAGUCGACGCUGCUGCUGACGUUCAUGCGGAUGGUGGAGGUGUGCGGCGGGGAGAUCCGCGUGAACGGGCGCGAGAUCGGCUCGUACGGGCUGCGCGAGCUGCGGCGGCAGUUCUCGAUGAUCCCGCAGGACCCUGUGCUGUUCGACGGGACUGUGCGGCAGAACGUGGACCCGUUCCUGGAGGCGUCGUCCGCGGAGGUGUGGGCUGCGCUGGAGCUUGUGGGGCUGCGCGAGCGCGUUGCGUCGGAGAGCGAGGGGAUCGACAGCUGCGUGCUGGAGGGCGGGUCGAACUACAGCGUUGGGCAGCGGCAGCUGAUGUGCAUGGCGCGCGCGCUGCUGAAGAAGGGGAGCGGGUUCAUCCUGAUGGACGAGGCGACGGCGAACAUCGACCCGGCGCUUGACCGGCAGAUCCAGGCGACGGUGAUGAGCGCGUUCUCGGCGUACACGGUGAUCACGAUCGCGCACCGGCUGCACACUGUCGCGCAGUACGACAAGAUCAUCGUGAUGGACCACGGUGCUGUUGCGGAGAUGGGCAGCCCGCGCGAGCUUGUGAUGAACCGCCAGUCCAUAUUCCACAGCAUGGUGGAGGCUGGGGGGCCGUCGGCGCGAAGACACUUCCUGUCUCUCGUGCGGCGUCGCGACAACGAAUCGGCUCCGUACUCAAAGUGCGGGUGA
Molecule: messenger RNA, 4716 nt
Organism: Leishmania major strain Friedlin
Lineage: Eukaryota; Euglenozoa; Kinetoplastea; Trypanosomatida; Trypanosomatidae
Gene: ABCC1
Product: putative ATP-binding cassette protein subfamily C,member 1
Exons: 1
Coding region: 1-4716 (1571 amino acids)
Biological process (GO): transmembrane transport
Cellular component (GO): membrane
Molecular function (GO): ATP hydrolysis activity; ATP binding; ABC-type transporter activity
Source: RefSeq, a predicted model, not a curated record